UCCCUGACUCCUAAGUCAUUAGGGAAUAGCUGUCCUAUGGCUCUGAUGCAGAAGGGAAAGGAAACAGAUUAAGAAGGGGUCAGGAUCUAUUCUAUAGUGAAAAAGAACUUGUUAAGUUAUUUGGGCUCAUGUAAGAACAAUUUUUUUGUGCUUUCCUUUGGACACAGUCAUUAGACCUGGAUGGCCUUUCAGGAUCUCUUGAAUCAAGUUGGCAGCCUGGGGAGAUUCCAGAUUCUUCAGGUGACUUUCAUUUUGAUCUGCAACAUAAUAAUUGUUCCUCAUUCUCUGUUGGAGAACUUCACAGCAGCCAUUCCUAAUCAUCGGUGCUGGGUCCCCAUCCUUGACAAUGACACUGUCUCUGAUAAUGACAGUGGGAUCCUGAGCCAAGAUGACCUCCUGAGGGUCUCUAUCCCCCUGGACUCCAACCUGAGACCAGAGAAGUGUCGUCGCUUCAUCCAACCACAGUGGCAUCUCCUUCAUCUGAAUGGCACCUUCUCAAGUGUGACAGAGCCAGACACAGAGCCAUGUGUAGAUGGCUGGGUGUAUGACCAAAGCACCUUCCUCUCCACCAUUGUUACUGAGUGGGACCUGGUGUGUGAUUCUCAGUCACUGGAUUCUAUAGCUAAGUUUGUAUUCUUGACUGGUGUGUUAGUAGGAAAUAUCCUAUAUGGCUGCUUAACAGACAGGAUUAUUGUUCUGCCUAUCUGGCUAUUUGUGCUUCCGUUUGGGAGGAGGUUAAUCUUUAUAUGUGCUUCACUGCAAAUGGCCAUCACUGAAACCUGUGCGGCCGUGGCUCCCACCUUCCUCAUCUACUGCUCACUACGAUUCCUGGCAGGGAUGUCUUUCUCAGCCAUGUUGACAAAUAGUAGCUUGCUCAUAAUAGAAUGGAUAAGGCCUAAAUUCCAAGCCUUGGCAACAGCACUGUUAAUGUGUGCUGGAGCGGUUGGACAGAUAAUAUUGGCAGGCCUGGCUUUUACUUUUCGAGACUGGCACCACCUCCAUCUGGCGAUGUCUGUACCAGUGUUUUUCUUACUUGUACCCACAAGGUGGCUGUCAGAGUCAGCUCGGUGGCUGAUUAUGACCAACAAACCCCAGAAGGGCUUAAAGGAACUUAGAAAAGUUGCACACAUAAAUGGAAUGAAGAAUUCUGGAGAUGUCCUAACCAUGGAGGUAGGCAUAAUGGGAGCAUAAAGGAAACACAAGCUUAAUAAUACAUGUCUAGAUGUCAAGGUGCAAUAUGCUACUAUUAAAUAUAAUGUAUACAUGUUUCUUUCGAA
Messenger RNA from Mus pahari (shrew mouse), 1277 nucleotides. RefSeq names its product solute carrier family 22 member 19-like. Lineage: Eukaryota; Metazoa; Chordata; Mammalia; Rodentia; Muridae. The record is from RefSeq and is a predicted model, not a curated record. Gene Ontology annotation, molecular function: transmembrane transporter activity. Gene Ontology annotation, biological process: transmembrane transport. The transcript is spliced from 6 exons. The coding region runs from base 181 to 1191 and encodes 336 amino acids.